Molecule: messenger RNA, 1107 nt
Organism: Pygoscelis adeliae (Adelie penguin)
Lineage: Eukaryota; Metazoa; Chordata; Aves; Sphenisciformes; Spheniscidae
Gene: NUDT7
Product: nudix (nucleoside diphosphate linked moiety X)-type motif 7
Exons: 3
Coding region: 43-618 (191 amino acids)
Biological process (GO): coenzyme A catabolic process
Molecular function (GO): coenzyme A diphosphatase activity; acetyl-CoA hydrolase activity
Source: RefSeq, a predicted model, not a curated record
AGCUGAUAAACUGUUUGUAAAUGGGCUUUUUGCUGAUCUUCGAUGCGCAAGCCUAUUACUAUAAUGUACUUAAAGCUGAGAAGAUCACCAGGGGAAGUGUGUUUUCCAGGAGGUAAAAGUGAAGCAAGUGAUAAAGAUGAAAUUGAUACUGCUCUCCGAGAAGCUAAAGAAGAAGUGGGACUCCAGCCAGAGAAGGUGGAAGUCAUCUGUAGGCUCGUGCCUGGAAUUGAUAAAAUGAAUCAUUUGGUAACACCAGUUGUAGGAUUUAUAGAGGAUACGUUCCAGGCCGUUCCUAAUCCAGAUGAAGUGAGCGACGUUUUUAUCGUGCCAUUGGAGUACUUUGUCAAGCCCUUAAAUUACAAGACCUUGCCUUACAAAAACUCAUCUGGUCACUUAAGUUGGGUGCACUGCUUUACAUAUGACGACCAUGAACAUAAAAUGUCAUUCAGGAUAUGGGGACUUACUGCACACUUUGCUGUAUUUCUUGCUCUUGUAAUUUUUGGAAAGAGACCUACCUUUGAAGUUGAUUAUGAUCUUGACAACUUAAUUUCAUCCUCUGAGAAUAACUUCAUGAAUUUAUAUGCAUCUUUAUAUGAAAGGAAAAAGAGUAAUCUAUGACAAACUGGUCUGGCAAUUAAUUUAUAUUGAAGGAGGAAAAAGGUUUUUGUUUAUUCCCUUUGUACCUAUUAUUUGAUUGAAUUUCACACUUGAAUUUCUUCUGAAUUGGGAACUUACUAAAAUUUAUUUUUAAAUAAUCUUUCUAAGUUGACAAGCUCUAACUAGAUUCAUACAAUUUUUAAUCUGUUUUAGAGUUGCCAAAAGCACAUGGUAUUUUUGAUGGACUUAAUAUACAGAUUUGGAAGAUCUGUUUCAGUUUCUGCCUUUAUUUUGUGUGAUCUAAGACACUUUCUGUGGUUUGCCUUUUGUAUAAUGAGAUAAUACUAUUUUACCUAAUUUUUGUCUGUUUGAAUUAGAAUAUGAAAACUUUGGGGGAUUUGCCUGUCUCUUACUGUGUGGCAUACUACAUAUGGACAACAUAAUGCAUACAGUCUUGCUUGGUAUCUUUAAGCACUUAGAAAUGCACAAUAAAAUACAAAAGGUGGCAAG